Molecule: messenger RNA, 3256 nt
Organism: Onychomys torridus (southern grasshopper mouse)
Lineage: Eukaryota; Metazoa; Chordata; Mammalia; Rodentia; Cricetidae
Product: putative ATP-dependent RNA helicase Pl10
Exons: 1
Coding region: 410-2392 (660 amino acids)
Biological process (GO): gamete generation; cell differentiation
Cellular component (GO): P granule; nucleus
Molecular function (GO): RNA binding; ATP binding; RNA helicase activity
Source: RefSeq, a predicted model, not a curated record
CGCGGAGUACGGAGUGUUAAAGCGAAGUUCAAACAGGACAGCCAUCGAGGUGCUGGGCUGCAGGCCGCCUUGGACAUCUAACUCCAUUAUGAACUCAACCGUGUGCUGCUGCCCCGUUGCUCCUGCAAGUUUGAGAGGGCGGCGGGCCCUGUGACCACACCGCCGCCGAUGGCGCGCCAGGCCUGACCAGGAAGUCUCGCGAGAUCAGGAAUCAGCGCGCAGCCGCCCCGGCCGCCCGGAGCCUUAGCGUUAGCUGGAGGAGCGCCGUGCGAGGGACGGGACCGCGGCGCCGCCGGCAGAGCAGUCUUCGGGACUCGAUCGCCCAGCGGACGCGCCGUUCUCCCCCGCAGGGCCUCUGUGGUGAAAGCAUAGCAGAGGUGACGCCCAGAGUUCUCCGUACUCUUCAGGGAUGAGUCAUGUGGCGGAGGAAGAUGAGCUCGGGCUGGACCAGCAGUUGGCUGGCCUAGACCUGAACUCUCCCGACAGCCAGAGCGGAGGGAGCGCCGCCAGCAAAGGGCGCUACAUCCCUCCUCACCUCCGCAACCGGGAAGCCAGCAAAGCCUCCUACGACAAAGACGGCACACGGUGGAGUAAAGACAAGGAUGCCUACAGCAGCUUCGGCUCCCGCAGUGACACGAGAGCCAAGUCGAGUUUCUUCGGGGACCGUGGAAGUGGGUCACGGGGAAGGUUUGAUGACCGCGGGCGCAGUGACUAUGAGGGCGUUGGCAGCCGUGGAGGAGGCCGAAGCGGCUUUGGCAAAUUUGAACGGGGUGGGAACAGUCGCUGGUGUGACAAGGCGGACGAAGACGACUGGUCUAAACCGCUCCCACCAAGCGAACGCUUGGAACAGGAACUCUUUUCUGGAGGCAAUACUGGGAUUAACUUUGAGAAGUACGAUGACAUUCCGGUUGAGGCGACAGGGAACAACUGCCCUCCACAUAUUGAAAGUUUCAGUGAUGUUGAGAUGGGAGAGAUUAUUAUGGGAAACAUUGAGCUUACUCGUUAUACACGCCCAACUCCAGUGCAAAAGCAUGCUAUUCCUAUUAUCAAGGAGAAAAGAGACUUGAUGGCUUGUGCCCAAACAGGGUCUGGAAAAACGGCAGCUUUUCUCUUACCCAUCUUGAGUCAGAUCUAUACAGAUGGUCCAGGUGAGGCUUUGAGGGCCGUGAAGGAGAAUGGAAAGUAUGGGCGUCGCAAACAGUACCCAAUCUCCUUGGUCCUGGCUCCAACCAGGGAAUUGGCAGUGCAGAUCUAUGAGGAGGCCAGGAAGUUCUCUUACCGCUCUCGAGUUCGUCCUUGCGUGGUGUAUGGCGGUGCUGAUAUUGGGCAGCAGAUUCGAGACUUGGAACGUGGAUGUCAUUUGUUAGUAGCCACUCCAGGACGGCUAGUGGAUAUGAUGGAGAGAGGAAAGAUCGGGCUAGACUUCUGCAAAUACUUGGUGUUAGAUGAAGCGGAUCGGAUGUUGGACAUGGGCUUUGAGCCUCAGAUUCGAAGAAUAGUUGAGCAAGACACCAUGCCUCCAAAAGGUGUCCGCCAUACUAUGAUGUUUAGUGCUACCUUUCCUAAGGAAAUACAGAUGCUGGCUCGUGAUUUCUUGGAUGAAUAUAUCUUUCUGGCUGUAGGAAGAGUCGGGUCUACUUCUGAGAACAUCACACAGAAAGUCGUGUGGGUGGAAGAAGCAGACAAGCGGUCAUUUCUGCUUGACCUCCUGAAUGCAACAGGAAAGGAUUCCCUAAUAUUGGUGUUUGUGGAGACCAAAAAGGGUGCAGAUUCUCUGGAGGAUUUCUUAUACCAUGAAGGAUAUGCUUGUACCAGUAUCCAUGGAGACCGAUCUCAGCGAGAUAGGGAAGAGGCCCUUCACCAAUUCCGAUCAGGCAAAAGUCCAAUUCUCGUGGCUACUGCAGUAGCUGCAAGAGGACUGGAUAUUUCCAAUGUGAAACACGUCAUCAAUUUUGACUUGCCCAGUGACAUCGAAGAAUAUGUGCAUCGCAUUGGCCGUACAGGUCGUGUUGGAAACCUUGGCCUUGCCACCUCAUUCUUCAAUGAGAGGAACAUAAAUAUUACCAAAGAUUUAUUGGAUCUUCUUGUUGAAGCAAAGCAGGAAGUGCCAUCUUGGCUAGAAAACAUGGCUUUUGAACACCAUUACAAGGGUGGCAGUCGUGGACGGUCCAAGAGCAGAUUUAGUGGAGGAUUUGGUGCCAGAGACUAUCGACAAAGUAGCGGUGCCAGCGGUUCCAGCUUCAGCAGCAGCCGUGCCAGCAACAGUCGCAGUGGUGCAGGCAGCCACGGCAGCAGUAGAGGGUUUGGUGGGGGUAGCUAUGGAGGCUUUUACAACAGUGAUGGAUAUGGAGGAAAUUAUAGCUCCCAGGGGGUUGACUGGUGGGGUAAUUGAACCUGCUUUGCCAUAGGUCACUCUACCAAAAAAUAUAGAAACCACAUGUAACUUAGGCAGACUAUACCUUGUAUAGUUUCAAGAACUCACAGCACAUUGCCUCCUGUGACUCCCCACUGAAUAUUUUUUAAGGGAGCUAAAAGUCACAAGCAAAGAUGAAAGGAACAAUCCAGAAGCCCCAUUCAGAAGGUGGUUUGAAGACUUGAUUGUUGUAGUUUGGAUUAACUCUCCUCUUACCCUCAUCCUACCCUGCAUUUAUAACUUCAUGACUAAAGCUCAUUUGUUUGUUAAUGUACUGUACCUUUAACUUUAGACAACUUGUAAUCUGAUGUCCCGUUGGCUCAGUAAUGCUUAAGAUAUCAAAUUGUUUUAACAAAAUAAAUUUUCUGAACUUGGGCUAAGAAAACAAAAGAAAGGGACAGGUAUUUGUUAUGGGAAUGGGACUGUCCUUUGCAGUGCUCAUUAGGUACUCUAAGGAAGGCAGGGAUGUGGCCCAGGAUGAAGGAUGGCAUUUUGGAAAUGUGUAAAUUACAGCCCAGGGGUUCAAGAGCAGUUAUGGUUGAAAUAUCUGUUUAAGUGUACAGUUCUAGUUGCUAAACUUAGCAUGACCAGGAAUUGCAAUAACAUUUUCCUUUCCUGUGUACUUUAAAUAAUCCUUUGUUCAUAGUCAUCCUCAGUGAAGUGUAGUGGCAUCCUUUGAGUCACAGGUCAGCAUUUGUGCUUAGUGCUUUGAUGUAGAGGAUAUGAACAGCUCUGAAUAAAUGGUAGCAGGAAACCAUAGAAGAAAUGGUCUAUAUUCUUUCAUUCAAACAGGUUUUGAAAAGCCAUGGAUAUUGAGUAAUUAGAGAAUAACUUUCUCUUAUG